CCUUUCUCAGUCUUUCUUUCCCAUUCCGGGUUGGCUGUUCCGCGUGGUUGCAACGCCUUCAAGGAAUAUGGCACACAAGCAGCAGUCGGUCGGCCGUGAGCCAGAAGGAGGAGGAGGAGGAGGAAGAAGAGGGAUCCCACUAACCCACCGCCACCACCCCCUCAAGCAAGCAAGACUCAGCAAGAGCAAGCAACAGGAACAAUAGCAGCAACACGACGAGGAAGACGAAGUGGGUGAGGGAGAGGUGGGGGGAGGGACGGAGAGAGGAGGAGAGAUCAGCUCCGCGUCGUCGACGAAGCACACGCUGCGACUUGCCGGGACUCCGCAAGCAACGCGGCGGGACACCACCAUCGUCGCAAGCACUCACGCAGGGAAGGAAGGAAGGAGACGCAUGCACGCAUGCCCCCACCUCAGCAGCGUGCUUUCGCCUUUGAUCACUCUAUCUUCCAUCACCAUUCCCCCACCCUUGGGUUUCGCAAUUAGGGCUUUCCCUGCUUUGGAGCACCGAUUGCUACUGCGACCCCUCCUCUGCCUGGUCCCCUUGCGUCUCUCGCUCUCUCUCCCUCUCUCUCUCAGGUUGUUUUGGUCUCCUUCCUCUCCUGUUGUUUUUGCAAGCUUUAUCUGUGUUUUUGUGAGUGUCCGUGAAGCUUUGUUGCCGAUCUCUGCGUCCGGCGGAUCCAGCCCCAGCUAAAUAAUCCGCCUCAGACCGACCGGCUUCAGAGCUCCCGAGCAAGAUGGUGGGAGUUGUCGAAACUCCAGUUGCCCCUGUGGAGGAUGGGGCACAGGCUGCAGUCUUCAAGCCUGUACCUUUGCGUCGGGUGAAGAGGCUAGAAAGGCCGAACAAGGCCGAGUUCGAUGAAGCUGUUGGAAAGUUGCAAGCUGAAAUGGAUGGCCUUCAAAACCGUGUGCGGGAGAUCAAGACCAUCUUGGACAACAAGCAGCAGAGUAGAGGAAUGGUUUCACCGGAGCUUGUAGAAGCGCGCGGACGUCUGACGGAGCUGAGUGUCACAUUUCGAAGUGUCUUAGAACAAAAAAAUGCUCUUCGCAAUGAGCUGAGUGUGCUUGAGAAGGAGCGGGAUAGGAAGCGACAUGAAGCGAGAUCGCUUCGUGAGAAUUUGCCUUACUCCAGAGUGGAGCAGAUUGACGAGGAGACAAAGAAACUUCAGUAUCGGCUUUCCCAUACAUCUCUCACUCUUCAGGAGGAGAAGAAAGUGCUGCAGCAGAUGAAGGACCUUACAAAGUCUCGCGACAUUGUCAAGGAUUACAACGAGAAACUCGAGAAGACUUCUCAAGAUGAUGGCACGAGGACAUCUUUGCUUGAGAAAAUCAAAGAGAAGGAUAUCUUGCUCAAUAGUUUGAAGGCGCAGGAGCAGCAGCAGCGGAAGGUUCUGGGAGACAUCAAGGAGAAGGAGGCCGCGCAGGCAAUCAACGUCCCUGCGUUGAUUGAGGAGAGGAACGUAGCAUAUGAGAGGAUCAAAGUUUUGAGGGAUGAGGUGAAGAGUCUACGAACGGAGUUCCGGUCAAAGGAGGACGAGUUCUGGGAACGAGAGAGAGAAUGGAGGGAGCAGCAGGCCGUGGAGAGGAAACGUGCUUUUGAUAAGAGAGAGGAAGAGAGGAGGGAGAGGGAAGCGUACCGGAAGCAGAAAGAGCUGGAGAAUUUCGUUGAGCCUUACACUGAUGAGAUUAUCUUAUGUGACCAGCUCUUCCAUUACCUCCAGAAAUAUGCUCCUUCCACGGAAGAAGCAACCACAAACGUCGCCUCCUCGAAAGUAGAAAUCCUGGCUCCGAAGGGCGUUGGAAAUGUGAUCCUGAGCAAAAAGAACAGGAAUGACGAAGAACUGGAUGGCUGGUUUGCAGGCUCAGGAGGCAAGUCCAAAGGCAAGAAAGUUGGAUCUGUAAAGAACAAAGAAAAAGAGAGAAUUUCUUUGUCCUUGGACGCCCUCACCUCGUUCGGGAAGAUGAAGCUCUCACCACCUACAACAGUCGGUGAUGUUGCGAAAUGUCUCGAGGAAGUGAAGGCAAAGAAAGAACAUUUUGUGCAGCUGCAGAUUCAAGAUAGAGAAGCCAGAGAAAGCAAAGCGAAAGAACAGUUAGAGACUAAACCAGUAGCACCUGAGGCUGAGGAGGUGGACAAGCCUCCACAACCAGAGGUUGCACAAGCUGAUGUUGAACAAUCAGAGGUUGUACCACCAUCUGAAGCUGUGGAUGACUUGACGAAUUAGAGUAGGUUAGUCUGAGGAAGUCUUGAUCUGGCUUUCUUACUUGGCACCGUUGUACAUUCUUUUUUCCAGGUGAAGAAACGGCGUUGCUCAAA
Molecule: messenger RNA, 2314 nt
Organism: Physcomitrium patens
Lineage: Eukaryota; Viridiplantae; Streptophyta; Bryopsida; Funariales; Funariaceae
Biological process (GO): intracellular mRNA localization
Cellular component (GO): ribonucleoprotein complex; endoplasmic reticulum; nuclear outer membrane-endoplasmic reticulum membrane network
Molecular function (GO): mRNA binding
Source: RefSeq, a predicted model, not a curated record